CCACAGUACGACGAUCGCUGGCAUCUAGGACCAUUUACCUCGCUUCAUUUCCAACAUGCUCUCUGCGGAAUUGACAUCAACCCAUGUGGAAGAGUCCUUGGAUCAGGACGUGUCGAGGCUCUGGGACAUUUUGGCAUCUUGUCAGCAAAUGGCAGGGGAUCAGCCAGAGGUAUUACAUGGACUUGCCUUUGAAGAUAAUUGGAUAUGGCAUAUUCGUCCUGGCAUAUCACAUCCAUUAUGCGACGCUUUUGGACCGAAGCCGUUCUUCCUCGCAACGAAGCGCCGCGAGCCGUUCAAUGAAGAUACAAAGGUCGUCGCAUUACCCCUGACGCGUGUUGACUGUUUGGAUGUUGGACCGCGACAUACUGAGAGGACAUCGUAUCUCAGUGGUUUUCAUUCCGAAUCAUCCGCCACGUGUGAGUGGCAAAUUCCACCAUCUAGAGACAUGUCAACGCCGAUACCUGCCGAUGACGCGAGAUAUCUGCUAUCUCUGUACUGUAGACACCAACCGUCGACUGCUACGAAUACAACGCAUUUUCCUCCUAUAAUUAUAUUAUAUUAUGAACCUGAUGAGUUGGGAGCACCUAAAAAAGGAUAUCUGGGGAUUGAAGCCCUUCCUUUGCAGAAGGGAUCUCAGUACAAAUUGUAUCAUCUUGAGAGUAGCGAAGGCUGGGUCGCAAAGGAAGCGGAGCAGGGUUGCACACCUCCGCCCACUGUUGAAGCCAUCCUGGAGGACUGCUAUGAUGAGUUCAAUCUGGACCGUGAAUGCGACCCAUUGGAUCUUCAUAUUUCCGCCAAAUAUGACAUUCUGAGCGAGACCCUUUUUAAGUCCUCAGUUGAUAGUCCCUUAAGCUCAAUUGUGAUGGAAGUGGGUUGGAGAGGCGUCCAAAAGCUGCUAUCCUCUCCUCCGCCUUCGGGGCACAUUACCGUGAAAAUCAGGAAUGUCUUUGGAGGAAUUGAUUGUGAAAAUCAUUUGCCUACCGCCCCCCUGCUUAAAGAGCUAACAAAAUUAAUGGAGUGGGAUGGCAUUCGCUGCCGUGAUGACUGGCCCGAUAGUGAAUGCGAAUUAGAGGACGCCCAGGAAGCCAGGAUAUCAUCGAAUCUAGUCGAUGAGUGGGUAAAGCAAAUCAAAGAUGAAGGUUUUGUGAUGGGCGAAUCCUCAGCUGAAAGCGAGAACACCACGUUCGAUCUUGACGCCUCUAGUGCUUUACCCUCGCGACCCGAUCUAGACUUCCCGGAGCGCUUUUGGAAAUUUACUCAUGAAGUAGCGAUGAAUCGUAAUGAUCUCGCAAUUGCACUUACUGCCGUCAUAGAAGAGUUGGAAACAGGACGUCUGCAGCCAAUGGUUAAUAAAGCGAAUCAUUCCAGUUUUGCUCGGAUUAUUCGCGAUUGUUAUAAGCUGGUCCGGAUGCAAACGGCUCCAGACUUCGAUGAGCAAAAGGAAGCGAUAAGUCGUACAUUUGACUACUGGUUGGAACAACCACUGGAGCUGAUGGUGGAGAUAGGGAUAUGGAAGCUCAAAAGAGAUUAUUUCUACCAUUUGAUAAAAAAUGAUGUGGCGAGCUGGGAUCAACUGGACGCAUUUGUGGAUGCAACCCUACCCUUGGAUGAACAAGUCAACAGGCUGCGCCGACUGCACCGUAUCGUGGAAUUGUGGAGCUUAGUCAAAACAAAUGUCCUCCAAAUGCCCACGGAAGGGAUGCGGGCGUUAGUGCAAGCCGCGCUCGAAUAUUACGCAGGAGGUUCAGAAGAGGGAGAACCAAAUUGUGUUGACCCAACAGCGACGGUGAUGUACCGACUGGCUCUCCCGCGUUUCUCGAGUGAGACUGGAAAGGCGUUAACAGGGAUGGUAGCGGGCUUCGAACCCUCCAUCUGGACGCUCGUUGUCACGCCAGAGUCUUCGCGACGCUACCACAAAAGUGCAGCAGCGUCGUCACCAGCAUACAUGAUCCAGUUUGAUCGAUUGGAUGGAUUAUUUGCGGACAAGGCUGCGCUUUCACUUGGAGGCAACUUUGACGAUGAUGAAAUGUACAAGAACAUUGAAUCUCUGACUGAGCAACUUUGUGCAGGGGCCAAUCGAUGGAAACGUGUCAGAGGAACCGCGCGAUGAGCUUUGGCGGAUCUGGCUUGUACAAAAUAAUGUAGUGAGUCUCGAUUAGAGCUUUUGUAUGUAGGAAAUGGAAUAUCCGGUCCUUAGUAGCCAUUUAUAUAUAUCCCAUUAAUCUAUUUAAGCGCCAUUCCGCUCUUUAAGAAGAUAACAGUAUUUACAAAA
Spizellomyces punctatus DAOM BR117 is the source of this 2272-nucleotide messenger RNA. RefSeq lists its product as uncharacterized. Gene Ontology annotation, cellular component: RZZ complex. The coding region runs from base 56 to 2110 and encodes 684 amino acids. The transcript has 15 exons. The record is from RefSeq and is a predicted model, not a curated record. Lineage: Eukaryota; Fungi; Chytridiomycota; Chytridiomycetes; Spizellomycetales; Spizellomycetaceae. Gene Ontology annotation, biological process: mitotic spindle assembly checkpoint signaling; protein localization to kinetochore.